AUGGUCAGAGAUGUUCCUUGUUCAUUAUCUUGUAUAACUGUAUGUGGAAACUUGCUGGUAAUAAUCGCCAUCAUUUACUUCAAACAGCUACACACUCCAACAAACGAUCUCAUUCUCUCUCUGGCUGUGGCUGACCUUCUUGUUGGUUUUGCAGUUUCUCCUCUUGCCAUAAAAUUCUCUAUGAGCUCAUGUCUUUAUCAAUAUAAUGUAUUCUGUAAAGUACGGAGCAGCUUUGCUGUGUCACUGUGCACAUCAUCUAUUCUGAACUUGUGUUGUAUUUCUGUUGACAGAUACUAUGCAGUGUGUAAGCCUCUGACAUAUAGGACUAAGAUAAAUGUUCGUGUUAUUGUAAUAAUGAUCCUGGUGAGCUGGGGUGUUGCUGUUGUAAUUGGAAUUAUUUUACUAAUUGCUGGAUUAAAUCAAAAAACAUGCACUAAUACGUGUUUACAUUUUGUUAUAGUGGCAAACAUUAUGGCACUUCUUCUUGCAUUUUAUCUCCCAAUGAUUGUAAUGCUGUUGUGCAUGUAUAUGAAGAUUUUCCUUGUUGCACAGAGACAGGCACGUAGCAUCCAGAACACAAAGUCUGGAGCAACUGUCAGUAAGAUGGAGAGAAAGGCCACCAAAACUCUGGCUAUUGUUAUGGGAGUUUUUCUGAUAUGUUGGUCCCCUUACUUUCUCUCUGUCACUGUUAUUGCCUUCAGUAAAGUUACAGUACCACUUGUUUUGCUGGAAUUACUUGCCUGGUUUGCACUGUCAAAUUCAACGCUCAAUCCAUUUAUUUAUGCUUUCUUUUACAGCUGGUUCAGAUCAGCUUUCAGAAUCAUCAUUUCUGGAAAAAUUAUUCAAG
This is a messenger RNA of Monopterus albus (swamp eel), 847 nucleotides long. RefSeq names its product trace amine-associated receptor 1-like. The annotation marks the transcript as partial. Gene Ontology annotation, cellular component: membrane. NCBI's taxonomy places the organism in Eukaryota, Metazoa, Chordata, Actinopteri, Synbranchiformes, Synbranchidae. The record is from RefSeq and is a predicted model, not a curated record. Gene Ontology annotation, molecular function: trace-amine receptor activity. The transcript has 2 exons. Gene Ontology annotation, biological process: G protein-coupled receptor signaling pathway.